Molecule: messenger RNA, 219 nt
Organism: Lathyrus sativus (Indian pea)
Lineage: Eukaryota; Viridiplantae; Streptophyta; Magnoliopsida; Fabales; Fabaceae
Source: the annotation of a GenBank genome assembly
AUGGCGUCAAGGGUUUCUCUGAAGGCGAAAGGCAAGAGCUCAAAGGGAUCGAAAGGAUCGGAAGAUCGAUCGCUGCUUGAUUCCGCGAAGGAAUGGACAACUUGGGGAUUGAAGAAAACCAAGGUUAUCGCUCAUUACGGUUUCAUUCCGUUUAUUAUCAUUGUUGGUAUGAAUACUGAUCCCAAACCUCAGAUUUCUCAGCUUCUCAGCCCUGUUUAA